Molecule: messenger RNA, 1419 nt
Organism: Aegilops tauschii subsp. strangulata
Lineage: Eukaryota; Viridiplantae; Streptophyta; Magnoliopsida; Poales; Poaceae
Source: RefSeq, a predicted model, not a curated record
AUGGCUGGCCGAGGAGCUGCGCCGCCGCCAGGCAAGAUUGCCGCCGCGGGUGCUGCUGGCCGCGGAGGGCAGGCGCCGCCGCCGGGUCCUGGCCGUGGCGGAAACGACCCGCCGCCGGGGGUUGGCCGAGGUGGGAUCGGUCCAACGCCGGGGACUGGCCGCGGUGGGGGUGCCCCGACGCCGGGCGCUGGUGCCGGCAGGGCAGCUACUGAGGGAAACGUCCCUAGGCCGCAUGCGGCUAGCGGGGCAACCGGCGUUGGCACGGUUGGCCGAGGCUCGGGUUUCCCGGGUGCUAGACCCCCGGCGCCGGUGGUGGUGCCGCAGCCGGCGACGGCCCGUGGUGGUGUGAAUCCUCGACCCCCGGUGCCGAGCCCGGCCUUGUCUGCUGCUGUGGGCAGGGGUGCGCUUGGUCCGAGGCCGCCGCCCCCUGCGGCUGGCCUGCAGCCUCGAUCACUUACACCUCAGUCUGGCGCGAGGCCGCCGCACUUUGUCGCUCGGCGGUCGCAAAUUGCGUCGGUGCUGACGCAGGCACCGCCGCCGCAAACUUCGGCGGGUGGAGUGGAUUCGGGUGCGCCUCGUGGUCAAUGGGGUGAUGACGGUUUUAAUGCGUAUGGAGAUGGUCAGCACCGGGGUUCCUCGUCCACGGGUGGUGGUCGGGGCUAUGCCUGGCAGAGUGAUGGUUCGGUUGAGAGGCCGUUCAUGGGUCCGACGGGUGGGUUUGUUGAUGGGGCGUCCGGUCCGGAAAUCGACACCGCGGUGGUUUCCGCAGUCAUCGUGGUGGCCGAGGAGGUCGAGACGGCCGCCGGCGGGGCUGCCGAGGAGUCUGGGUUGUCUGCCCAGGCUAUGGAGGUGGUGAUGGCACUUGCUGAUGUCGAGGUUCCUGGGAAUGUAGGCUCGGGAUCUGUGUCUGUGGAGGCGUCGGACAGGGCUGAUUCGGAUAGGGCGUCCAAGUGGGCGCGCAAGAAGGAAAGAAUGUUGUGUUAUCGUUGUGGCGAGAAGGGCCAUUUUAUAGCGGAGUGUUUGGCGUCUCCGAAUGAGAGGGAGGCUCCUGAUGAGGCUCAGAGUAUGACUACUGGGAUUGUCAAAGUGUCUAGAGGAGAAGUCUCUGAGACCCAGAUUGUGCAGCGCCUACGGGAGCUAGCUCCAGGGGACUUCCAUUGGGAGCUCGUCAGUCUCGAGGCAAACUUGUAUAGAGUUGAGUUCCCAUCGGUGGAGUAUUUGCAGAGGCUGCUGAGUUUUGGGAUGUGCAAAGUGCCAGGUACAGAUGGCAUCCUCGAGUUCCAUGAGUGGAAGUUGGUGGAGCCUAAGGGUAAGCCUCUUAACCAAGCUUGGCUACGUUUUUCUGGGGCUCCUUCGAAGCCUAUGCAGGACGCUAGGGUCGUUGCUAGCUUGGGCAUCAUGGUUGGAAAACCUGAGUGA